GAGGCGAUACAUGUUUGGUUGAGUUUUGAAUGAGGGGCCAUCAUCCCGGCAGGCUCAGAGGUGGAAAAUACAGUUUAAAGUCUCUCUGGAUGCAUUUAAGAUGAACAAGCGUCCGACAGGUGACCCGAACGACUGUUCGUCGCCCUUUCAUCUUCUCGUCGGGUUUCUUUGGAUGUACUCUUCUCACUCCCAACGUUUUGUGCUUUUGAAAUGACGUUUCCCCAGACUCCUCAAGACCAAUGUCUUAGUUCUGCUUGGAUAUAAAUAACAAAGUACAUAUAUAUAGUUAAAAAAAGAAAAUCUCCAGCAGGAAUUCAGACAACAACCAGACAAUCACCCUACUUCCCCUCUCCUUAUUUCUCUUUACAUGAGAAAGAGGGACAUCAAAACUCGCUUAACACACACAUACAUAAACACACAAGCCACCAUGUCCUCCAUCCUUCCCUUCACUCCCCCGGUAGUGAAGCGCCUGCUGGGAUGGAAGAAGACUUCAACGGGGAGCGGAGGCGCUGGGGGAGGCAUUGGAGGAGUAGGGGAGCAGAACGGAGGAGGACAAGAGGAUAAGUGGUGCGAAAAAGCUGUGAAGAGCCUGGUGAAGAAGCUAAAGAAGACCGGGCAGCUGGAUGAGCUCGAGAAAGCCAUCAGCACGCAGAACAGCAACACAAAGUGUGUCACCAUACCCAGUAAUUGCUCAGAUCUAUGGGGUCUAGGCUCAGGCCACAAGAUAGAGCAGUGGGACUCUACAGGCAUGUACGGAUACCAUGACCACAGCAGAUCACUGGACGGGCGGCUCCAGGUGUCCCAUCGCAAGGGCCUGCCCCACGUCAUCUACUGCCGCUUGUGGAGAUGGCCCGACCUCCACAGCCACCAUGAGCUGAGGGCCAUUGACUCCUGCCAGUUCGCCUUCAACCUCAAAAAGGAUGAAGUGUGUGUCAAUCCCUACCAUUACCAGAGAGUGGAGACACCUGUGCUGCCUCCGGUGUUGGUGCCACGCCACACAGAGAUUCUCACAGAGCUUCCUCCUCUCGACGACUUUACAAACUCCAUCCCCGAAAACACCAACUUCCCUGUUGGCAUAGACCCUCCUAAUAACUAUAUACCAGAGACUCCUCCACCUGGCUACAUCAGUGAAGAUGGAGAAAACAGCGACCAACUGAUGAAUCAAAGUAUGGAAUCAGGCUCACCUGCAGAAAUGUCACCCGGCGCCUUGUCACCUGUCAAUCAUGCCCUGGACCUUCAGCCGGUUACCUACAGCGAACCCGCUUUCUGGUGCUCGAUAGCCUACUAUGAGCUGAACCAGCGCGUCGGAGAGACGUUCCACGCGUCACAGCCCUCGCUGACAGUCGAUGGCUUCACCGACCCCUCCAACUCUGAACGCUUCUGUCUCGGGCUUCUCAGCAAUGUGAACAGGAACGCAACAGUCGAAAUGACAAGGAGACAUAUAGGUCGCGGUGUGCGGUUGUACUACAUCGGAGGGGAGGUGUUUGCCGAGUGCCUCAGCGACAGUGCCAUUUUUGUCCAGAGUCCCAACUGCAACCAGCGAUAUGGUUGGCACCCUGCCACAGUCUGCAAGAUACCACCAGGCUGUAAUCUGAAGAUUUUUAACAACCAGGAGUUUGCUGCACUGCUGGCCCAGUCAGUCAAUCAGGGAUUUGAGGCAGUCUACCAACUAACCAGGAUGUGCACCAUCAGAAUGAGCUUCGUCAAGGGCUGGGGAGCAGAGUACAGACGUCAGACAGUAACCAGCACUCCCUGUUGGAUUGAGCUGCACCUCAACGGCCCCCUCCAGUGGUUGGAUAAGGUGCUGACCCAGAUGGGUUCCCCGUCGGUGCGGUGCUCCAGUAUGUCCUAAACGGGGUUCUGCUGCGCAAAGUCACUCUGACAUUUCACAACAUUUGACCAGUAAGUCCUGAGGAAGACCACCGUGCAGUCUUAAUCUGACACACCAACAACAACAUUAUCAUGAAGAGUUUAAAAAAAGGAUUACACAAUGGACCUGGAGGAUGACAUCGCCGAUGGACAAUAGUGGAACGUUAACAACGAUGUCACAGUGGGCCCGAUUUUGGCUCCGUUGGAUUAAAGUUAGGAUUACAUUCCAGUAAUCAUGGACCUGAUAAUUGAAACCACCCUGCAAUAUCAAACUGACGAGAGUGAUGUCAUUAUGGACCAGACUGCAUUCAUGUUUAUUUGACUGAGGUUCUUAUCCAGAAGCGCAAAGCGGCACGGAGCUUAACUGUCCUGCUUCGGGGAUUGAGCUCUCCAACCACUUUCCUUAGUUUUAGUGACCAAACUUCCAUUCUAUUUCUAGCUGAGAUUCCCACUUUUCCUGCAUUUCUCCUGAUCGUCCCUGUGAUGUCGUGAUCACACACCCGACUACGCCGGACCGACGGUCUUCGCUCAGAAAGACCACCGGGAGGGCGCGUCGUCUCUUAAUUCAUAUUACAUACCCUGUCCUCACAUGUACGUACACAUCCACCAACACACAGGCGAACCGUUGCAGUUCUUGCGCCACUUAACUUUGCUACUUGUGACAUAACGACAAGUCAUUUGCUCUGCAUGCGCGUUAAGUCGGUCGGUGCCGCUCGACCGUGAGUAUGCAGCGGGGGUUUGAUGUUUGAGCGAAGAAUCGGAGCUGAAAAAAAGCUGCUAGCCGGCACCGAUAACUGGAAUGAGUCAUUUUCACAGCGAGAGCAUAGGACGCGUCCCUCCUCUGGAACGUCAUACAAUCAUUCAACCUGUUUUCCGGCUGUAAUAAAGACGCACAGAGUUAGCCACAGUUAACCCAACAAUUUGCUCCGACUCGCACGCUCAUACUCUCUUUCUCUCUUACAUUCUCUUCAUUAACUUUUUACUAUUAUAUUGGCCUAUUUAUGAAGGAAAAGUUGUAUGUUGGACUUGGAGACGUCGGUUGAAGACACGCACCCUAUAAAUGCAGUUCAAGAAUCUCAAUGUCGCCCCCUGCUGUCCAAAAGAGAAAACUAUAUAAACGCCCAUCACUUAGAGGACGUAGAGUCCCUCUUGAUUACAUGCUUGAAAUGACGCACGGUUUCCCCAUUAUUUACAUUCUAUUGAUCGGAAGACGAGUCCUGCAGGGACUUAAAAAUGUCUUCUGCACUGUACUUGCACUGCCCCCAAAUGAUGCACACUUGAUAUUGCUGUAAAAGAGCAAGAUAUGCUUUAAAAUGUACAGUUGGCAAUGUUAAAAAGCCCAAUUUUAAAUCGAGACAAUUCCAAAAGAUAUCUUCCAUAUUUUUCAAAGAAUGUUCACUAUAAAGAGUUUUUCUUCCAUAUAUUGCCUGAACUGGCUUAUUAAAGAGUGUUCAUUUGAUUCGUAAUAAAAUGUCUUGCCCCCAAUCUAAAAGCCAGCUGGUACCCACGUCGGUAUUUAAGAGUCCAAAUUGUUAGUAUUCAAGCUUUAAGUAUUUGAGGAGCUAGUUAUACUACAUGGCUAUUAUUUUCUUUACACAGUGUUUAAGCUACAUUUUUGGAUGUUCCCGUAUUUUUUAUAUAUGGAUAUAUUUAAGAUCUUCAAACCUUUUCUUCCCUUUUAUUAGAAUUCAGUAUUUUUUUAGAAUAUGCCCUCCGUUCGAAAAUGACCACAGCUUGACGAUGAGUUAUGAAGUAUAUACAAGAGGAUUGAACACUUUAGUGAUCAUAAACACCAUACUCUUUCCAUCGAAACCUGAUUUCUGGCUGCUAAAACGAUGAACGUGGCCGGAGGACUUUUUUAAAUCCAUCAGCUGUUACAGCCGGUGUGAAAGUUUCUCUCCUUCCUCGUUCUCGUUCUCCAGCUCGAUGGGUGUGACCCAAACUAAGAUAGUGCUGUCCCAAAGACCGAGCGCACGUAUUUACAAUAUGUCCUUUACACUGCAGAUCCGCUGCGUCAUAAACUUACCUGAAGUUUAAACUUUCCAAUUUCCUUUUGGGGGUUUUGGUGACUUCCAACUUGUUAGGUUACAAAUCAAGAAAAAAACAAACACGCAUGCAAACUAAACUAUAAUUCAGACUUCUUUUCGAGAUAUUUGGAUGUAAUCCAGCAGCUGGGCUGCAGUAAUAUUUCCCAUGAGCAGUUGGUAUUCAUUUUUAAAAGCUGACUUUUGGAAGGUGUAUUUGUGGAAGUCUUUCUUGCUUUAGCGAUGUAGGACGUUCCAACAUGCAGUGUGAAAGCUGCGGCCAAUCCAAACUCGGCACAUGUUUUUACUUCUCAUGACUCCUUAUGCAUGUAUGGUUGCACACGCUUCAAUUCCUGCGAGCGCGUUCAUAUAUGCACACCUGAUAUUACGGCGUUCCAAUGCGAGGCCUGGUUCCUCUUCAGCGUGUUCCUCUCGUGUGUCCCAGCGCAUGAGCAGAACGUCGACAGUGAAUAUGUGGACCGUCUCGGCUCAUACGUCACAUUCCAGCUUUCUUUUCCUUUUCGGUGGUCUUAACUCGGUGCUCAGUAGUGCCAGCGUGCACACAAACCCGUUGACGUUUCCUGUUCGAUCUCUACUGCAACAUGUGGGGGAAAUGUUGACUUUAUUUUUGUACAUUUCUUUUUAAUUUUUUUUUUUUUAGAACUAGUUGUGGAAAUCCAAAUAAGGGUUUUUAACACGGGUUUUUAGUUUAUCAUACAACGGCUGAGAUAAAAAGUCCUGGUGUUUAAUCGUACAUAUUGUGACCAUUAUAAGAUUAAAUUGUAGAAAUCGUGCGCGGCGAAUCCUGAAGAAUACUUUUGCUUUUUAAGGAAAACCUUUUUCUCCGUUCAUCGAGCAUUUUCCUGGGUCACAUUUCUACCACCAGUUGGAGACCAGUUUGUCUGUUCGUAUGUCCACCUGUCCGUCCUGUCGGUUUUGCUGGUCUUGUUUUUUGUUUUUUUUUUGGGGGGGGGGGGGGGGGGGGGGGGGGGUCUUUCAUUUAUUAGGGGAAAAAGUUGACUCGACUCUGCCGAGGAAAUAUAUAUAUAUAGUGUUACCUUUUUUCUUUUCUUGUUUUACGGUGGUUGUAUCACUGUUUUAAAAAAACAAACAACAACACAUAUUUGUGUCUAUGCAGUGGCGUCAAAUAGUUUGGACGAUGUAUUCAAACACAUUUCCUGAUGGUUCGGUAUGCUGUUUUAUGCAUAUUACCAGGGUCCAACAAAAGCCUUUUGUAUCAACUUUUUUUCCCUUCUUUUUAAACGAGUGCCACCCAAACAUCGUACAUCAACCAGCUGUCUCCGAAUUCAGUUUUUGGAGAUGGAAGAUGAGCCCACAUUUAGGUUUCAUGUCGACCACAGCUGCACAUUUCUAAAGGGUCAACGUCCCUAUUUUACAGAUUACAUAUUUUGGUUUUUAUUUUUUCUUAUUGUGAUGACAAUUGUGUAUCCCCAAACACGCCUCUUCUUGAGAAGGGUUGCUGGUUGGAGAAAGUGAAGUUUCUACAUGUCACUGGUGAUGUUAUUGUAUAGUUGUACUUUAAUUUGACCGUACAUGCCGCUAUCAGCGGAGCAUAUUCCAUUAGACGACGAGCUGUUAGGAUUUCUGUCUUCUUCAAACAUUGAUGACGAUCUUCAUAUCGGCUUUCCAUCUAGUCUACAUAUUCAAUCAACUUCUUACAGUGUACACUAAUAAAGCUGUUUUAAUUCAACUGGAAA
This is a messenger RNA of Cyclopterus lumpus (lumpfish), 5611 nucleotides long. It is a transcript of the gene smad2, whose product is annotated as SMAD family member 2. Bases 368 to 1852 code for a protein of 494 amino acids. Gene Ontology annotation, biological process: cell differentiation; regulation of transcription by RNA polymerase II; BMP signaling pathway. The transcript is spliced from 11 exons. NCBI's taxonomy places the organism in Eukaryota, Metazoa, Chordata, Actinopteri, Perciformes, Cyclopteridae. Gene Ontology annotation, cellular component: heteromeric SMAD protein complex. The record is from RefSeq and is a predicted model, not a curated record. Gene Ontology annotation, molecular function: RNA polymerase II cis-regulatory region sequence-specific DNA binding; I-SMAD binding; DNA-binding transcription factor activity, RNA polymerase II-specific.